AUGUGGUCCAACAUCAGCACUGCCCCUUUUCUACUGACUGGCUUUCCAGGUCUGGAGAUAUUUUAUCCUUGGAUUUCCUUCUCCUUCUUUGUCAUUUAUGGGUUCGUCAUCCUUGGCAAUGGCACUCUCCUCUUCCUUAUCAGAGAGGACCGCACACUUCAUGAGCCUAUGUACUACUUUUUGGCUAUCCUGGCAGCCACAGACCUUGGAGUCACGUUGACGAUGCCCACCGUGCUUGGUGUUCUGUGGCUGGAUCACAGGGAGAUCAGCCAUGGGGCCUGCUGCUUUCAGGCCUAUCUGAUCCAUUCACUCUCCAUCGUGGAGUCGGGAGCCUUGCUCAUCAUGGCCUAUGAUCGAUUUAUUGCCAUCUGCAGUCCCCUGAUAUAUACUUCCAUUCUCACCAAUGCUAAGGUAGUGAAGAUAGGUCUGGGGAUUCUAAUGAGGGGAUUUAUACUGAUUGUGCCCAUAAUUGUUACUCUCUCUAGAUUCCCCUACUGCAGAUCCCGUGUCCUUUCCCAUGCUUUCUGCCUACACCAGGAUGUGAUCAAACUGGCCUGUGCUGACAUCACUUUCAACAGGAUCUAUCCUAUAGUCUUGGUCUCAUUAACUGGUUUCUUAGACUCAGUGCUUAUCCUUACCUCUUAUAUCCUAAUCCUUAAGACUGUCAUGGGAAUUGCCUCAGGUAAGGAGCAGGCUAAGGCUUUAAAUACCUGUGUGUCUCAUAUUAGCUGUGUUCUGGCUUUUUAUGUCACUGUUACAGGACUGACUCUCAUACAUCGAUUUGGUAAAUAUGUGCCACAUGUAGUUCAUAUUAUCAUGAGCUAUGUCUACUUCCUCUUCCCCCCACUUAUGAAUCCAAUAAUCUAUAGUAUUAAGACCAAGCAGAUACAGAAUGGUAUCAAUCGUCUUCUCUCUUUCCAUAGAAUUUGA
Messenger RNA from Manis pentadactyla (Chinese pangolin), 930 nucleotides. Its product is annotated as olfactory receptor 51B2-like. Lineage: Eukaryota; Metazoa; Chordata; Mammalia; Pholidota; Manidae. Gene Ontology annotation, biological process: G protein-coupled receptor signaling pathway. Gene Ontology annotation, cellular component: membrane. Gene Ontology annotation, molecular function: olfactory receptor activity; G protein-coupled receptor activity. The coding region runs from base 1 to 930 and encodes 309 amino acids. The transcript has a single exon. The record is from RefSeq and is a predicted model, not a curated record.